GAGAGCCGCGGAAGCGGUGCGCAGGUUGCGCUGAACUCGGGGCCGGACUCGGCCUUGUUCUGCCGGCUCGGCUCGGCCGCCCCGCCCCGCGCUCCGCUCCCCGCUCCCCCGGCCCGUCAUGCAGGCAGCAGAGCGGGACGGGGCGGCAGGCGGGCCCGAAGGGGCGGUGGGGGGUGGUGAGGCCCCGCCGGAGCCGUCACUACCUAAGGCUGCUGCCGCUUUCGACCUGCUGGAGCUGGUGCGGAGCUACCGGCGGUUGGCGCUGUACCUGGAACCGCUGCGGGACGCAGCCGAGGGCAUUCGUUCCCUUCUCCGGUGGCAGCGGCCCGUGUGCUCCCUCUUUGUCUGCCUCAGCCUCAACUUUCUUCUGCUCACCCUCGGCCGAGGUGCGUGUAGCAGGGAGGCGGAGGAACAGGGCCGGUCCUCUCCCCAGGCGCCCUGGGCUGACGCUGUUCUGCCGCCUCUAGCCGCCUGGUACUCUGUGCUUGCCCUGUUGGUUGUGGUGCCGGCCCUGCUGGGCUACCUGCAGGAGACGUGUCGGACUCGGCCGUCGGAGGCCGAACUGGUGCGCAGGAGGUAUCACAGCGUUCGCCGGGAAGAUCUGUGCAGGGUACAGCUCUCGCGGCAGGAGGCCAUCGCCCAGGUCAAGAACUUCCUGAUCCAGCUGGAGGGGUUCCUGAGUGGGAUGUGCUGCAGCUGCAAGACAGUGUACAGUGUACUGUACUGGGAGAACCCCACCAUUUCUUCCCAGUUUUAUGGGGCACUGCUGGGCUCUGUCUGCAUACUUUACCUGCUGCCCCUCUGCUGGGUCCUUGCUAUUCUCAACAGCACCCUCUUUCUGGGCAAUGCCCAGUUCUACCAAGUGAUAAUGGAGCUCAAGGCCUCGAUUGAACACUGCAUGGGCACCAAACCCCUGAAGAGCACUUCAGAGCCUGCUGAACCCCUGCCACCUGCUGCUCCUCUGGAUCGGACUCCCACACCCACUAGCACAGAGGACAUUACUCCUGGCAGUGUGGAAGAGGCAGAGGAGGCAGAGCCUGAUGAGGAGUUCAAAGAUGCUAUUGAGGAGAACCAGCUACUGGUCAUGGAAGAUGAUGAAAGUUCUCAGUGCUCAGCAGACUUUGACCUCAGCCUGCCCGACAACGGCUUUAUGAGCAAAAACGAGGUGAUCCGCAGCAAGGUGUCGCGCCUGACCGAGCGCCUGCGCAAGCGCUGCCCCACCAACAACUUCGGGAGCUGCACAGGCUGCGCAGCCACCUUCUCUGUCCUCAAGAAGAGGCGGAGCUGCAGUAACUGUGGGAACAGCUUCUGCUCCAGGUGUUGUUCCUUCAAAGUCCCUAAGGCUGUGAUGGGAGCCACAGCUCCAGAGGCACAGAGGGAGACAGUGUUUGUGUGUGCUCUGUGCAACCAGGUGCUCAUCAAGUGACUGAAACAGGCACAGCCAGCUUCUGGGUCCUGCACUGCCUGACACUCAGGACAGAGUGUGCCCUUGCAAAUGGGGACCUGGGCUGCUUGGCUCCCAGCAUGGCAUCACCCUGACAGAGGACAUUUGUGACUGCUGUUCCUCCUGCCAGUGCCAGGCUGGGGGCAGACCUUUACUCCUUGCCAUGCAACAUCAGCUGCACAGCUGGAUCCCUGCAGUGGAGCAGCACCCACAGCUGUGCCCUCGUUGCUAUGGCUGCCCCUGGCAGCUGCUCCAGGACAGUCCCUGACACUCAGUGCUCAGGCCCUGUGGCCCAGCUCAGUGAUGAAGAAGCCAUCCUUCCCACUUGCAAUCCUACUUCCACCUCAUAAGUGGAGUAGAACAGCCACCUUGGGGCUCUGUCCCUAUCUUUUCCAGUGCUGUGCUAGGUGACUGUUUCUGUGAGGAAGUCAGAGCUCCACCUCCAUCCCCGUGAGAAUGUGGUCUUUUGCCGUGGUCCAGCUGAGACUCUUGCUAAUCACUCCUGUGCAACUUGGCCUCAUUGCCUGUAGGUUUAGUCUUUCCCUGUCCUCCCAGCUGUAGUGCUGAGGAGGCAGAAAGGAUACAUUUGAGUGGGGAUGUGUCGCCGGGUCCCAGCUGCAGCAUAAGAAGAGGCAUGAGUUGGUGCUGUACUUAGUGACUGCUGCUUUCUACUACAGAUUACUUAUGUGUAUAUAGAGAGUGAUCAAUAAAUCUCCUGCCCUCA
Messenger RNA from Pogoniulus pusillus (Red-fronted tinkerbird), 2168 nucleotides. RefSeq names its product zinc finger FYVE-type containing 27 (gene ZFYVE27). Gene Ontology annotation, biological process: neuron projection development; positive regulation of axon extension; protein localization to plasma membrane. The record is from RefSeq and is a predicted model, not a curated record. Gene Ontology annotation, molecular function: metal ion binding. Gene Ontology annotation, cellular component: growth cone membrane; endoplasmic reticulum tubular network. NCBI's taxonomy places the organism in Eukaryota, Metazoa, Chordata, Aves, Piciformes, Lybiidae. Bases 119 to 1426 code for a protein of 435 amino acids. The transcript has 11 exons.